CGGCGUCGACCUAUAAAAGGCCGGGCGUUGACGUCAGCGAUCUCUUCCGCCGCAGCCGCCGCCAUCGUCGGCGCGCUUCCCUGUUCACCUCUGACUCUGAGAAUCCGUCGCCAUCCGCCACCAUGGUGAACUUCACAGUAGAUCAGAUCCGUGCCAUCAUGGACAAGAAAGCCAACAUCCGGAACAUGUCCGUCAUAGCUCAUGUGGAUCAUGGCAAGUCCACGCUGACCGACUCCCUUGUGUGCAAGGCGGGCAUCAUUGCCUCCGCCCGAGCUGGGGAGACACGGUUCACGGACACCCGCAAAGACGAGCAGGAGCGCUGCAUCACGAUCAAGUCCACUGCCAUCUCCCUGUUCUACGAGCUCUCUGAGAACGACCUGAACUUCAUUAAGCAGAGCAAGGAUGGCUCGGGCUUCCUCAUCAACCUCAUCGACUCUCCAGGCCAUGUGGACUUCUCUUCAGAGGUGACAGCUGCCUUGCGUGUCACCGACGGAGCUCUAGUUGUGGUGGACUGUGUGUCUGGUGUGUGUGUGCAGACAGAAACAGUGCUGCGACAGGCCAUCGCUGAGCGCAUCAAGCCCGUGCUGAUGAUGAAUAAGAUGGACCGUGCCCUGCUGGAGCUGCAGCUGGAGCCUGAGGAGCUCUACCAGACCUUCCAGCGCAUCGUGGAGAACGUCAACGUCAUCAUUUCCACCUACGGCGAGGGCGAGAGCGGGCCCAUGGGCAACAUCAUGAUUGACCCUGUCCUGGGCACAGUAGGCUUUGGUUCUGGCCUGCAUGGCUGGGCCUUCACUCUGAAGCAGUUUGCAGAGAUGUAUGUGGCCAAGUUUGCAGCCAAGGGUGAGGGCCAGCUAGGGGCAGCUGAGCGUGCCAAGAAAGUGGAGGACAUGAUGAAGAAGCUGUGGGGAGACCGGUACUUUGACCCGGCCAACGGCAAGUUCAGCAAGUCGGCCAACAGUCCAGAUGGGAAGAAACUUCCCCGCACAUUCUGCCAGCUCAUCCUGGACCCUAUCUUCAAGGUGUUCGACGCCAUCAUGAACUUCAGGAAAGAGGAGACGGCCAAGCUGAUCGAGAAGCUGGACAUCAAGCUGGAUAGCGAGGACAAGGACAAGGAAGGCAAACCACUGCUCAAGGCUGUGAUGCGCCGCUGGCUGCCCGCAGGCGACGCCCUACUGCAGAUGAUCACAAUCCACUUGCCAUCCCCUGUCACUGCACAGAAGUACCGUUGUGAGCUGCUGUACGAGGGGCCGCCUGAUGACGAGGCCGCCAUGGGUAUCAAGAGCUGUGACCCCAAAGGCCCCCUCAUGAUGUACAUUUCCAAGAUGGUGCCAACCUCUGACAAAGGCCGCUUCUAUGCCUUUGGUAGAGUGUUCUCUGGGGUGGUGUCCACGGGCCUGAAGGUCCGGAUCAUGGGCCCCAACUACACGCCUGGGAAGAAGGAGGACCUGUACCUGAAGCCUAUCCAGAGAACCAUUCUGAUGAUGGGCCGCUAUGUAGAGCCGAUUGAGGACGUGCCGUGUGGAAAUAUCGUGGGGUUGGUCGGAGUGGACCAGUUCCUUGUGAAGACUGGGACCAUCACCACCUUUGAGCAUGCUCACAACAUGCGUGUGAUGAAGUUCAGCGUCAGCCCAGUUGUCAGGGUGGCUGUGGAGGCCAAGAACCCAGCGGACCUGCCCAAGCUGGUGGAGGGGUUGAAGCGGCUGGCCAAGUCUGACCCUAUGGUGCAGUGCAUCAUCGAGGAGUCUGGCGAGCACAUCAUUGCUGGAGCAGGGGAGCUGCACCUGGAGAUCUGCCUUAAGGACCUGGAGGAGGACCAUGCCUGCAUCCCCAUCAAGAAAUCUGACCCUGUUGUGUCAUACCGGGAGACGGUGAGUGAGGAGUCCAAUGUGCUGUGUCUGUCCAAGUCCCCCAACAAGCACAACCGGCUGUACAUGAAGGCCAGGCCCUUCCCUGACGGACUGGCAGAAGACAUCGACAAGGGUGAGGUGUCUGCCCGCCAGGAGCUCAAGGCGCGUGCCCGCUACCUGGCAGAGAAGUAUGAGUGGGAUGUUGCGGAGGCCCGCAAGAUCUGGUGCUUUGGCCCCGACGGCACCGGCCCCAACAUCCUCACCGACAUCACCAAGGGCGUGCAGUACCUGAACGAGAUCAAGGACAGUGUGGUGGCUGGCUUCCAGUGGGCUACCAAGGAGGGUGCUCUUUGUGAGGAGAACAUGCGAGGUGUGCGAUUUGAUGUCCAUGAUGUGACCCUGCAUGCUGAUGCCAUCCACCGGGGAGGUGGACAGAUCAUCCCCACAGCUCGCCGCUGCCUCUAUGCCAGUGUGCUGACCGCACAGCCCCGCCUCAUGGAGCCUAUCUAUCUGGUGGAGAUCCAGUGUCCCGAGCAAGUGGUGGGUGGCAUCUACGGUGUCCUGAACAGGAAGCGUGGCCAUGUGUUUGAGGAGUCCCAGGUGGCUGGUACCCCCAUGUUCGUCGUCAAGGCAUACCUGCCUGUCAAUGAGUCUUUUGGAUUCACCGCCGAUCUUCGAUCCAACACUGGUGGCCAGGCCUUCCCCCAGUGUGUGUUUGACCACUGGCAGAUCCUGCCUGGGGAUCCCUUUGACAACAGCAGCCGCCCCAGCCAAGUGGUAGCCGAGACCCGCAAGCGCAAAGGCCUGAAGGAGGGCAUCCCAGCGCUGGACAACUUCCUGGACAAACUGUAGGCAGCCUGAUACUGCCACACACUGCACAGUACCCGCCCAUCAGAAGACACCUUGAGACUGUCCCCAUGGUGCCCCUCUGGAGACUGCUGGGGCCACCCUGACAUCAUUCAGCACUCACUUGCUACCAAUUCUAUUUAUUUCGGAAUUAUAAGGCCGCGGGGGAAUUGCUCUCUGCAGGCUGGACUGGCAGGCCAUGGGGUGGGUGGGACGCGGCUCUUAACAUUUUCAGGGGGAAAUAGAUGUCCAAAAGUCUAAAUAAAUGCGUUCAGAGGUUUAUGGGGUCCAUGGCCAAGUGGAGUUCCCCCAGAGGGGGAGGUGGGGUAAGUGCCUCCAGGAAGGCAGGCAGCUUCAUAAUCCGGCUGUGCAAAUCAUUGGAGUAAUAAACUACUGUGGUUGAUCCGCAUGUGCUCCUCA
This is a messenger RNA of Apodemus sylvaticus (European woodmouse), 3113 nucleotides long. RefSeq names its product eukaryotic translation elongation factor 2 (gene Eef2). The coding region runs from base 123 to 2699 and encodes 858 amino acids. Gene Ontology annotation, molecular function: ribosome binding; GTP binding; GTPase activity. Gene Ontology annotation, biological process: translational elongation. NCBI's taxonomy places the organism in Eukaryota, Metazoa, Chordata, Mammalia, Rodentia, Muridae. The record is from RefSeq and is a predicted model, not a curated record. The transcript is spliced from 12 exons. Gene Ontology annotation, cellular component: ribonucleoprotein complex; cytosol.